AGCUAGCAGCGCAGCUAGCCAAUCACGUCGCUGGAAUGACCGCCGACAUAACGUCUCGAAGGUGAUGAACUUGUGUUUGGAAACAUAUUGGGAAGGAAAGGCGAUCUAAACAUCAAGAUUUUCAUUCCGAAGUAACGAAGAGAAUGACGAGUCGUUAUACCAAGACCACCCUGGGUGGGGGGCAGAGAAAGAAGCAAGGUCCAAAGCCAGAGCUUACAGAAGAACAAAAACAAGAGAUUCAAGAGGCAUUUGAUCUAUUUGAUACAGAAGGAGCAGGCACAAUUGAUGCUAAGGAACUGAAGGUUGCUAUGAGAGCCCUUGGUUUUGAACCCAAGAAAGAAGAGAUUAAAAAGAUGAUUCAGGACAUUGAUAAAGAAGGUUCAGGAACAAUUGAUUUUAAUGACUUCUUACAACUCAUGACUGCCAAGAUGAGUGAAAAGGACUCUAAAGAGGAGAUCUUGAAAGCAUUCAAGCUCUUUGAUGACGAUGAGACGGGCAAGAUCUCUUUCAAGAAUCUCAAAAGGGUAGCUAAAGAACUUGGUGAAAACCUCACAGAUGAAGAGCUACAGGAAAUGAUUGAUGAGGCAGACCGAGAUGGCGAUGGUGAAAUCAACGAGCAAGAAUUCCUCAGGAUAAUGAAGAAGACAAGUUUAUAUUAAUGACACAAGGAUCCUUCAAGCGCUGUAAAUAUUGUAAAUAUUAAUUCAAGGUUACAUUUGUGCAGGGCUCAAUAUUGAUUGAGGGCUACUCUGGCUAUAAAUAAUUUGAAUUUUAUAUCUAGAGUAGAAUCAAACAAAGUGAUAGUAAGUUUUUUUUCAAAAUAUGAUGAAAAAUAAUAAAGUCAAGACAUUUGAAGUUUUAUGUUGUUUCAGUGAAAAAAGAGGUUUUCAUGAAUAUCCACUGAGUGAGAAAAUCAUGUCAUCUCCUCAUUGAUGUCAUAUGAAGUUACACACUUUCCUGAUUUUCUCUUCCAUGUAUGACCUCAUUUAAUGUGCUUAAAAUUAUUGCAACAUUACGUGGGAAAUACAUGUAUUUUUCAUUGCAGAUGAAUGAAAAUUAAAUAAUCAAGAUUUUAUACCAGGAAACAAAAAAUAGAAAAAGGGGGACUUGACAUCAUAAGCUCACUCAUGGUGUAUAUUCAUGGUGACAUGCACAAAACUAUUUUACUCAAAUAAUUCAAAACUGGACAAUUCCCCAUCUUAUUCUUUUUCUAAGACUUAUGAAAAUUUUAGUGUUGUGCUUGUUAAAUUUCACUUUAUUUAUUAAACUCAUCAAUAUCAGAUUGGAGUACCCCCAUCAUAAGGUCUUGGUCAAAGAGCGCUGAAAUUCUCUUGAAGAGUACCGUAAUUUACCUUGAUAUUGAAUUUGUGUUAUAUAUAA
This is a messenger RNA of Lytechinus variegatus (green sea urchin), 1380 nucleotides long. RefSeq names its product caltractin. The transcript is spliced from 5 exons. The record is from RefSeq and is a predicted model, not a curated record. Gene Ontology annotation, cellular component: centriole; centrosome. Lineage: Eukaryota; Metazoa; Echinodermata; Echinoidea; Temnopleuroida; Toxopneustidae. The coding region runs from base 144 to 659 and encodes 171 amino acids. Gene Ontology annotation, biological process: mitotic cell cycle; centriole replication. Gene Ontology annotation, molecular function: calcium ion binding.